This is a messenger RNA of Aureococcus anophagefferens, 2835 nucleotides long. RefSeq lists its product as hypothetical. The coding region runs from base 1 to 2835 and encodes 944 amino acids. Lineage: Eukaryota; Pelagophyceae; Pelagomonadales; Pelagomonadaceae. The record is from RefSeq and is a predicted model, not a curated record. The transcript is spliced from 2 exons. Gene Ontology annotation, cellular component: nucleus. Gene Ontology annotation, molecular function: protein binding.
AUGGCGUCGUUCACGCGCGUCGUCGACGGGGGGGACGAGGAGGCGCCCUGGCCGUCGGAGGCGCGGGAGGCGCAGCUCCUCGCGAAGCUCCGGGAGAACAUCGACACGGUCAUCAUCCCGACGAACGGCGGGCGCCUCCUCGAGCCCAUGUCCGACGAGCGGCUCAUGCGCUUCCUCGGGGCGCGGAAGCACGACGUCGCCGAGGCGGCGCGGCUCUACCGGGACUACUGGAAGUGCCGCGUGGCCACGUUCGGCGCCGAGCGCCUCGACGCGUGCGACGGCGACGACGGCUUCCUCCGGCUCCUCUGCGACGACGCGCGCGACGCCAAGGGCCGGCCGCGGCUGCUCCUCGACCUCGCGCGCCUGGACCUCGGCGACGACCUGCUCGACGCGCCGGGGAAGAUGGCGCCGCUCCUGGGGCGCGUGUGGUCGGUCGUCGACGCCGCGCUCGGCCGGGGCCGCGAGGCCGUGCAGCACGGCCUCGUGCUCCAGGUCGACGCGCGGCGCGCGGCGCCCCAGCGCCACCUGCGGCCCCGGCGCAUCCAGGCCUUCCUCGACGCGCUCGUGGGCGUCUACCCGGCGCGGCUCGCGCGCAUCGAGGUCGUCGGCGCGCCGGGCUGGCUCGCGCAGUCGUGGCUCGCGCUCGGCCCGCUGCUCAAGCGGAAGACGGCGUCGCGCGCCGCGGUCUACUCCGUCGACGAGGCGCGCGCGGAGCUCGGCGCCGGCGCCGUCGCGGCCUUCGACGCGGACGUCGGCGCCGGCGAGCUCGAGGCGGGCGUCGCGCUCGUCGACCUCGGGGGCGCCGCGGAGCUCGAGGGCAUCACCGUGCCCGACGCCGACGACGCGCCGACGGCGCCGACGACCGCGCGCCGCGCGCCCGCGGCCCCGGAGACCGUCUCGCGGGACCGCGUCGACGCCAUCGUCGCGGAGCUCAACGCGGGCCACGUGCCCGAGCCGCCGGACAUCCUCGACUGGACCGAGGACGCCGCCUUCAUGUACUACGCGACGGACGGCGAGGUCAAACCGGGGCCGGCCGGGGGCGCCCUCCAGAACCCCGUCGCCAACCCGCCGAACCGCCGCUGCUCCGGCUGCAUCGGCCGCCAGCGCAUGCAGCGCGACCUGAAGGUCGCGCUGCCGAAGAGGAAGCCGCUGUCGGCCGCGCGCCUCUGGGAGAAAUGCUGCACGCACUUUGGGAUCGAUGGCGACCGCUUCGAGCUCCAGAGCGAUGGCGCGCCAAUCUCCGGAGACGUCGAGUCGCGCGCUAUGCUCGCGAUCGCAAAACCGAAGACGCGCGCCGUCGCCGCGCCGCCGCCAGCCCCGGAGCCCGCGGCCGCGCCGUCGUCGUCGGAGCGCCGCGUCUUCCCCUUUGAGCCCGCGGGCGCGGGCGUCGCCAUCGGCCACGACGCGUACUUUGGCCACAUCCUCGUCGCGGCGCGCGACUUCGCGCCCGGCGACCUCGUGCUCGACGAGGCGCCGCUCAUGACGUGGCGCCGGUCGCGGGACCUGUCGACGGGCGACUUCUACGAGUACCUGGACGCCUUCGCCGCGGCGCCGGACGCGUCGAAGGAUCUCAUCCUCGAGAUGUGGGCGCCGCCGCUCGACGGGACCGACGCGUCGACCCAGACGGCGCGCCAGCUCGCCGCGGAGCUCGCGCGCGCGCGGCCGGAGUUCGACCUCGGCCUCGCGCACCGCCUCGUGCUCAUCCACACGACGAACGCGCACGAGACGCGCGACGCGACGGGCGGCGAGCGCGGCGCCCUCUUCCACGUCGCGUCGAAGGUGUCGCACAGCUGCGCGCCGAACGCGACGUUCGCGACGCGCGGCGCGCGCCUCAACUACCGCUGCAUCCGGCCGAUCAAGGCCGGCGAGCAGGUGACCUUCUCCUACGUCGGCCACGACGCGUGGCGCCAGCGGCGCGAGGAGCGGCGCGCGACGCUCAAGCAGCGCUACUUCUUCACGUGCCGCUGCGACCACUGCGCGGGGCCGGACCCGUGCCGCGCGCUCCUGGGCCGCGGCGGCGGCGUCGCCCGGCCGCGGGCCGACGGCGUCUGGGUCGGCGGCGACGUCGCCGAGCGGCUCCCCGCGGAGGCGGCGAUCCGCGCCGACGUCGAGGCGGCGGCCGCGAAGCUCGCGACGCUGUCGGAGAAUCCCGGCGGCGCCUGGUGGACGUCGCCGGACGGCGAGCCCGAGCCCUACGCGGAGCUCGCGAGGCGCGCGGCCUACGCGCUGUCUCCGGCGCACGCGCUCGUCGCCGACGCGCUCCAUUCCCUGGCGCAGAUCCACUUCUGGACCUGCGAGGCGCUCGAGGACUACGCGCCGUCGGAUUCGGGCCCGCCGCCGCCGAAAGGGACCGCGAACGAAGCGCGGUACGCGUGCUGCCGGGCCAUGCUCGAGGCGAGCGCGGUCUGCGAGAGCAUCGCGGCGGAUUGCCCCGACGGCGCCGCGUGCGGCAGAGUGCUGGAACCGCUGCCCGAGGCGCUGAACCUCGCGUGGACGGCCGCCGAGGAGCUGACGAAGCUGCCCCGGGAGUUCGAGAACGUUUCGGCGCUCCUCGCGUUCGCGAGCAAGUACGUCCCGCUCUUCGAGAUCGCCCACGGCGCCGACGACGCGGCCGUGAAAGCCUUCGCGGCUCGGGCGGCCGGCCUGCGCGUGCCCCCGGCGCGCGACGUCUUCGCCCCGGAGCCGCGCGCGCGCCGCUGCGACGUCUGCGGCGCCGCGGGGAAGCUCCUCGCCUGCUCGCUGUGCAAGGACCGCCAGUACUGCUCCCGCGCCCACCAGCGCCUCGCCUGGCCGGCGCACAAGAAAGCGUGCCGACAGCAGCCUAGCCCCGCUUAA